This is a messenger RNA of Anarrhichthys ocellatus (wolf-eel), 7891 nucleotides long. It is a transcript of the gene plagl2, whose product is annotated as pleiomorphic adenoma gene-like 2. Gene Ontology annotation, biological process: regulation of DNA-templated transcription. Lineage: Eukaryota; Metazoa; Chordata; Actinopteri; Perciformes; Anarhichadidae. The record is from RefSeq and is a predicted model, not a curated record. Gene Ontology annotation, molecular function: RNA polymerase II cis-regulatory region sequence-specific DNA binding; DNA-binding transcription factor activity, RNA polymerase II-specific. The transcript is spliced from 3 exons. Bases 383 to 2179 code for a protein of 598 amino acids.
CAUAACUCCGCUGCAGCCUGAGGGGAGCCAGGCACACUCUCAGGCCCCGAAUAUCAGAACAAUUAUUGUGGGGGGGUGGAAGACAAAAACAAAUCGAGAAAAUAAGAACGAAACGACGGAUCGAAGGGGGGAGAAGAAGAGCGGUGGAGCUGCGGCGCGGGGCUCUCCCACGGUGGGUGUCUGGUCCGGUCCGAGAUGGAAGGUUACCGGGGCUCCAUGUGAAAUUGACUAAUGCGGUGCUGGAAACUUUCUAGAUUUCGACGUACCUCGAUGUCCCCGCUGGAUCGUUGGCGCAUUCUGUGAUACACGACUUCCCACGUAGAGCCUGCCAGGCAGGGGAGCCACGGGCAAACUUUCAUGGCAGCGGCACUCUAGGGCUGCCAUGGCAGCUGCUGCCACCGAUGCCUCACACCGUAUUACCGCACUGACGCCGGAGGAAGAGGGACGACGGACCGCCGCCAAGCUGAUCGGGAGCGCCACCCCGCUGCCACGGAUAGAGCAAGAGAGAGAGCGAGAGAGGGGGAAAGAGAGAGACUGGGAGAGGGGGGACGAAGGAGAAAGGGUAGGAAAAGUGAGAGGGAGCGAGUGUUUGGUGUGCGGGGCCCUGUUCGCCUCACAGGAGAAGCUCCGGCUGCACGCCUUGGGUCACGCAGGAGAGAAACCCUUCCACUGCUCACAGCCACACUGUCCCAAGGCCUUCAGCUCCAAAUACAAACUCUUAAGGCAUAUGGCCACACACUCUCCACAGAAGACCCAUCAGUGUUCGUUCUGUGAGAAAAUGUUCCACCGCAAAGACCACCUGAAGAACCACCUGCAGACCCAUGACCCCAACAAGGAGGCCUUCAAGUGUGAGGAGUGCGGGAAGCACUACAACACCAAGCUGGGAUAUAAGCGCCAUGUGGCCAUGCACUCUGCCACGUCAGGGGAUCUCACCUGCAAAGUGUGCAUGCAGAGCUAUGAGAGCACACCCGUGCUCUUGGAGCACCUCAAGACCCACUCGGGGAAGUCUUCGGGCGGCACCAAGGAGAAAAAGCACCCGUGCGACCACUGUGACCGUCGUUUCUACACACGCAAGGAUGUGAGACGGCACAUGGUGGUCCACACGGGUCGAAAGGACUUCCUCUGCCAGUACUGUGCCCAGCGCUUCGGCAGGAAGGACCAUCUGACACGUCACGUGAAGAAGAGUCACUCACAGGAGCUGCUGAGGAUCAAGACGGAGCCUCCGGAUAUGUUGGGUCUUUUAGCGCCCGGGUCACCACCUUGCUCUGUGAAGGAGGAGCUCAGCCCCAUGAUGUGCGGCAUGGGUCCCAACAAAGACCCCAUGAUGGGCAAACCGUUCCCCAGCGGGGCCCCUUUUCCGAUGGGCAUGUACAACCCCCACCAUCUCCAGGCCAUGUCUAAUUCUGGGGUGGGUCACCCGCACCCGUCCCUGAUGCCCAGUCCCUUGUCUGCAGCUAUGGGCAUGGGCUGCCACAUGGAAUCUCCUGGACCUCUUCACCCACGCUCCCUUCACCACCACCAUCACCACCACCAUCACCACCACCACCAUUCCCCUCCGCUGCCCACACACCACCAGCCUCCGGCUCCCCAGCAGCAGCACCAGCCCCAGCCAGCCCCCAAAUACCAGCUGGGAUCUACCUCAUACCUGCUGGACAAGCCCUUAAAAGUAGAGAUGGAGAGCUUCCUCAUGGAUCUGCAGAGUGGCUCGCCAGGCCCGGUUCCCUCUGCAGAUCCACAUGCUGCUGCCUCACCCACCAAGGACGGACUGGAGCCCACCUCGGGCCUGGUGGAUGAGCUUUGCGGGGAUCACCUCCUGUCCAAGAGCCCUGUGGUGCUUGCGGAGUCACUGUGUGCUGCUAACAUGGACUUCUCCCACCUACUGGGCUUCCUGCCCCUCAACCUGCCCCCCUACAGUGCGCCCAUGAGCACGGGAGGGCUGAUGAUGGGCUACACCUCAUCUGCGACCCCCUCCUCCUCCUCCUCCUCUUCCUCAUCUCUGCACGAGCCCCACGCUGCGUCAGUCGCCGCGGCACCUUUUACCUCUUUGCAACCGCAACCUCAGGAGCAGCAGUGCUCCAGCGGGGGUCUGGGCCUUGGACCCCUGCACCCCCACCCACCAGUUUUCAGCUCCAGCCUUAGCACCACCACGCUGCCUCGCUUCCACCAGGCCUUUCAGUGAGAGAGCCAGUCCUCGGCCCAGCCAGGACGGCCUCCACACCAGCCUCAGCUCAGCUCAGUGUGGAUAUUUCGGGCUGGGGUUCUUUACGGGGCCUGUUGAGGAAGUUGAGGAAUUAGAAUAAAUAAAUGAACACGUAGGAGCCUUAAAUGAAAGUGCACAAACGCUUUUGAUCUAGCCUUAAAAGGAAGUGAAACCUCUUAGAGCAAAAAUGGAAAAGGUGAAAAAAGAAGUUGAAGCAGCUUUUAUUCGGGCGCCCCCCCUAUCCUAUAGUUAUUAUGAUGUAUUAACCCAUCCUUUUUUAUUUCCAUUUACUCCCCCCUUUUACAUUAUAUUUAGUAGUAUAGAGGGCAGGAUCAGUAGGCCAAAAGGCGUGGUACUGCAUACUUUAAGUAAUACUAUUUUUGUUGUGACCCAGAAAAAAAAUAUAGUUUGAAGUGGAUAUUUUGUUUUACUUUAUUUUUAUUUUCCAAAUGUAAAGAAAUGGUAGAACAUGUCUCAUCUUUGAGUUUUGAACCACCCACUCUAAUAACCUGAACGUCAUGGUCAGUACAGAGGGUCUCUCCUCUUUUUCUGUCAGUGAAGGAAUGAAGAGAUAUAGACGAUUGAACAGUAGCUCUUUAAAAUCCUCCUCUUGAAUGGGAGACAAGAGCCGCAAAAGCCCCCUCUGCCUCUGAUUAAAAAAGUGCUCUUUAAACAAGGAAAUCAUUAGACGGAUGUCCCCAUUAUUUUUCUUUGAACUGUAGCUGAUGUGCUCUUAGAGUCAGGUCAGCUAGAAUGAAAAUAGCUCACUUGCCCAUUUGCUGCCAAACAAACAGAGACCAGUCACACACAUGGCCACCCACUUUUCAGGAAAAGGAAAAAGAAAAGUGAGUGAAAUAUCACGCUGGCUUUUUGUUUUUUUUACUGUUCCUAAAGAGAAGCACUUUUUUUUUUUUAGCAGAAGGCACUUGACCUUCAGAAUUCUCCUUUGGAAACCUUUUGUCUCUUCCUCGUGACUUCUAGAGGUUCAAAGAGACUCUCUCCUCUCCUUCACCUGUCCCCCUCUAACAGUUAUCUCUUACAGUUCCAAUGAGAAUUGCAGCCAUUACUUGGCUGCCCAACAUACCGAAAAUAUAUAUAUAUAUAUAUAUAUAUAUUUCUGGAGCAAACACAUCUUUAGGCAGUCUUUUUAAAAGAAGAUGCAUCAUCAUGGUAAGGAUGAACCCUGACAUAUGUGAAUGGCAAAAAAUACAAAACAAAAGAUUUCAGUGACAGAUGAGUAAAAAUGUGUUUAAGAAUGUUAUUGCAGUGUACGAAAUAUCUCAAAAAUGAAUAUUAUUAUUGCUUUUUAUCUCAGUAAGGUGUAUUUUAGGUAGACGUAUUAAAACUUAAGUGAUGAUGUUUUUUGAUGUCUGGCAGGUUUACAUUUGUGUGUAUCUUGCAUUUUUGAUCAAACAAACGGAUGAAGUAUUAGCUUUUUUCCCCCUCAAGCUUUUUUUCUGUCCUAUCCGAUCUUUACCUUUACAUGUGCUUGAGUUAGUAUAGCGGAACCAGAACUGUGGAUGGGAAGUGUCUAUAGAAGGCUGUUAGCGCCUUAAUAAUCUAUUAGGAUUUGAACUCGAUAGAUUGUUCAGAUGCUGACGUGGACGGCCUGCCACUCUACGGCUCUAAGUCGUCGUCCAGCGGGUUGUGUAACCCCUGUGCUGUGAGGAAAAGUCACAGCAAUCAGAGUUUUACAUCCUUUCUAACCAUUCACCACCAGCCUAUUAAACACCUGAGCCCAAAGUUAACACAAGCGUCAAAGUGAAACAGGUGCUCUCGAGCUAACGUGCAGUCCGUGGCACAACCAACGCAACCGGCCUGUCCGUGACCUCACACAGAGAUGGCCCCCCCGCUAUCAUCUGUGAUGGCUCAUUUUCUUGUCCGGAGACAUCGUCGUGCCACAGGCGAGCCCCCCCCCCCCUCCAAUCACCAAUAAGUGUUGAGUGAAAACGAAGAGAAAAACGGAGCACAUAAAAACAAAAAAUAUAAUACAUGUUGCUGCUUUUAGCUAUGGUUGCUGAUGGACGACAACUGUAGACCACUAGAACAUUUCAAGUUUUUUUUUUUUUGUUUGUACUUGCAAGAUGGGCAGCGAGCUGAAAACAUGCACAAACCGAACCGACAAAGUGUUCAUCACCCCCGGGCCCCAUCCCCUCCUCCUCUCUCAGCUGCUUUGUCGAGUCAAAGGUAAAGGGUCUGAAAAACACGGCGAUACCCGGGAGAACGCAGUCACCGAAUUCCCAGGCUUUGACAUUCAAAGCACAAGGGGGAGGGACACAUGACUGACUGCACAACCUGGAGGUAUCGUCAUAUAUUUGUUUUGUCUGUUGUCAUAUGAUAUAUUAUUUUCUGUUUGUUUAAAACAGGACCUCGAAAAACAACACAACACAUCACCUCAUUUUUGUUUGUUUUUAUUUUUUUCUUACCAAAACCUGGGGAGAAGAAACUACAUUUUUGCACAAUUGCUUGUUACAAAAUGCUACAAGUGUUACCUGAUUUAGCCGGAACCCCUUUGGCUGAGCAGCUGAUGGCUCUGAUGUCUGAAUAUUCCCCUUUGGCUGAGAAUUCAGAAUCAGCCAGCACUGACGCAGGAGAAGCUUCCCCACAGUCUGACUGUUAAAUCACAACUCCACCGCUAAAAUCCUAGAUUUUAUAAUCCGAGUUCUGAACUAAAUUGAAACUUAUAUUAUUAGUCUCCCCCCCCCCCCCUGGAAAGUCAUUAUUUUGAUAAUGGCUCUUGUAAAAUGAUGAAAUUUUUUUUUUAUUGAUCCUAAACGAAUUAACUGUUGGCACCUUUCUGAGAAUUUACAUGAUAAAUUCAAUUUAUAAAAUGUCUUCAAAUUUGUUCUUUGUUAUAAGCUAAAAAAAAAAGAGUUUUUAAAAACAAACCCUCUUGGCUAAAGCCAAAUUUGCAGCAAUCAAAUUGAGCAUUUAAAUGAAAAGCUUUUGUCAUGUAUUACGUUUGUCCUCCCUGGGUUUCUGUGAGCUCAUCUGAAUUCUAGCACUUUCAACCUUUAAAAAAAAAAAAAGAAAAAAAAAAAAAAAAAAAAGAGUAUUUUUUCUUUUAAAAUUUUAGCUUAUAUGUUCAUAUGUUUAAAAUUUGUAUUGAUCCUGUAUAUGUAUGUGCCAUUAGUUUGAUGUUUAGACUUCAUCAACCUUUGUGUAUUUCUCUUCUCCAAAAGAAUAACAGUAUUUUUGAUAGACUUUUCACUAACAUCCUUCUAAAUAGGAGCCCCCAUGCCCCUCCUCCUUUGAAACCUUAUUUUGUUUUUGGGUAACCAGCUUUGCCCUCUCUCUCAUAAAUCUAUCUAAUCAAACUCUAUAGCCGAGCUCUUGAAGGGAACAGCAGCAACAUAUCUGUUAUUGUGAGGCGGUGGGACACGAGGCCGUUGUCAGCAGAGUGUCAAAGCCACAGCCUGACCACAGCCUGCCAUUGAAACGCUGUUGCAACAGAGAGCCAUCUGCGUGCCAUAUUUAGAGCAUGUAACUGAAAAAAAAGUAACCCCAAAAUGUAGCACUUAAAGCUCACAGCCCCUGAACUACUUGUCCCGUUACAACAACUUCAUGCUGAUAAUGACGCAUGUGUAGUUUUACUAGAAUAAAAGUUUGUUUUCCAAAGCGAAGUUGGUAAAUGACUCUCACAUGUGGCUUCAAAAUAAAUACAAGGAAAAAGUAUUUGAAAAGUAGAAUAACUUAGAUAUUUUCGGACAGAAGUGAAAAACAUGGAGGCCGUACUUGUAGCUGUGAAACAGUGCCAACAACAGAUCUGUGGCUUGGUGUGCUACCUGAGCUCAUACCGGUGUUUCCGGAGUGAUUCCAGAACUGGGUCAUUUCUUCGUAGUGGGAUAGUCACUGGAUUCAUACUCCGAUCAGUACGGAAGGCCACUUCCGCUAAGAAAAGAAAGAAAGAACCAAUCUACCUAUGGUUACUGAAACAUUUGACUUACAAAGUUAAAAUGAUGCGGUACGAAAUCAAACUGACUGAGUCAACAUUAUUGCUUAUAUGUCAAAAUAUAAGAUUCUAAGGCUACAUCCACACUGCUACAUUUUGGUUUCAAAACGCAUCACUUCUGCUGUUUACCCCUGGCGUCCACACUGCUCCGGCGUCUUAGAACCCGUAAAACGGAGACGUCUGAAAACGCUGCCGACGCCGUUUCAGUUUGAAAACUCCGACGUUGCAUUUUAGUCUGGACAGGUAGAAACGGAGACCUUUUAAAAACCGAGACACCCACGUUUAUCACUUGAUUGGUUCUCAUCAGUCACAACGUCGCUUCACUUGAUUGGUCAGGUCCCUAUCACGUGAUUCAUAAGAAAAACAUCAGCCUCGACUACCGGUGGUUCAUUUCAACAUUGAUAACCAAAUACUGGCGUUGCUGACCUUGUUGUCUAUGCUAGCAGCUGUCGUGCAGUUAAAUUCCGCAUUCUUUAAUGCUACAACUGCCCACAUGAGCGGGAGACAAGCUGUUAUUCGAGUGCUCAGCGACCGGCACGCCCAUGCCCAUUGUAUGUGAAUGGUCCUGUGAUAUGCAUAUUUAGUCGUGGUAGGAUGGACAGAUGUUAUUUCUGAAACUGCGCUAACAACGCUCGUCUGGACUGAAAUCGUUUUUGUCUAAAAACUCUUUUAAAAAGAAAACGUAGGAGGGUGGAUGUAGCCUAAGUCAAUACUACGAAGUCAAAUUAUGAAUCACUAAUGACUCUGACAACUGACGAAAUCAAAAUUUAGCCUUUAAAUUUUGAAUCAGUGUCAUAAUUCUUUACAUUUAAUACGUGUUGACUUCUACUUAACCACUACUGCUAUUGACAUGAGAACUAAGACUAAAUGAUCACGUGACUCGAUAAGUCAAAAUUGAAUUGACUUACUGUAUCAUCAUUCUGACUUACUACUCGGCUUCAGUAGUGUUAACUGACCAAAAAAGGUGAUUCCAAACCAGCAGGGCUGUGACACACUCGACAUAAGAUGGAAUGUCCCCCGACCUCCGACCUCUGACGGUGAUGUUACUCUGUUCCUUGGCUCGGCUGUAGCUCCAUUACCUCGACCUGCACCUACUAGGGAUGCACUUAUCCUCACCUUUUCCUCUUUACUACUAGGUGCAGAACACAAACAUUUUAAGGGAAUUUGUUCAUCAGUUUAACUGAUUUGAUUUUAAUAAUGCUCUCUCUUCCUCACCCCCGUCUCUUUUUUUUUGCUUUUAGUAAAGAAACUGGGUACUGCCUGAUGCAGGCGACAUCCACAUGUAGUUUUAUAUAUUUCUAGCUUAAUGUAAGUCUUGCAUUCCAACCUCUUUGUGUAUCUCGUUUAGUGACAUAGCCCAUUUUAUUUGUAUCACUUGCUAUUACAGCCACCUCUGGAAUAAAAAGGGUGAAAAACAAGGUGAACGAAAAUAGAAUAUUUGCAUUCACUUACACUAUUUUAUAUAGCAUGGAGUUUAUCAACUACAGGGAGAAUUAUAUAAAUGAUGUACUUCGGAGAAAGAAAGAAAAUGAGAAGUCUUGCUUUUUUGUUACAUAUCUCACAUGCAAUCAGUUGCUGCAAUGUAGAAGUGACAGAUUUGUAUAUUGGUUGAUCCAAAGAGAUGAUGAACACAACAACAGAACUAUUGACUUAUUGUACAGUACAGUGUAUCUUUGAGUUGUCAUGUGUUAUGUUGAAAUGAUUAAAAGACAAACCAGCGGUUUCAUACCCUCUUUGCA